Molecule: messenger RNA, 2136 nt
Organism: Anopheles maculipalpis
Lineage: Eukaryota; Metazoa; Arthropoda; Insecta; Diptera; Culicidae
Gene: Dhap-at
Product: dihydroxyacetone phosphate acyltransferase
Exons: 3
Coding region: 10-2136 (708 amino acids)
Biological process (GO): ether lipid biosynthetic process
Cellular component (GO): mitochondrial membrane; peroxisomal membrane
Molecular function (GO): glycerone-phosphate O-acyltransferase activity
Source: RefSeq, a predicted model, not a curated record
UCCCCCAAAAUGGCACCGGCACGCCAUGCGAUGGUGGAAUCCAUCACGAUAAAGCUGUCUCCGGGCAAGCUAUCCGAGUAUCGAAAUCUGUUGGCGCCACGAUACCGGGACCAUCGAGACAUGACGAAACGAUACAAAGUUACCGUUCCCUUCCCGCGAGACAGUCCUGUGACGCCAGCCAAACUGAAGCAACUUGUACUAGCAAGUGGACGAAUUCAAUUACUGCUCGAUGAGCAAUCAUCAAGCGACAAAACGAAACGUGCCAAACUAGCGCAAACAAUCGGGGAGCUGUUGGACGAGAUUGGACUGGCAGAAAAUUUGCCCAUCAUCCGGACGCUCGGUACCAUGCUGAACGCCAUCUUUGAUCGUAUCUACACCGGUGUACUGGUGAAUGAGGUCAAGCUGGAACAGCUCCGAUCGCGCUUCGGACGUCAAACGGUGCUCUAUCUGCCGAGCCAUCGGAGCUAUGGAGAUUUCAUUCUGAUGUCUUACGUACUGUUUUGCUACAAUAUUGCUAUCCCGGGUAUAGCGGCCGGGAUGGACUUUUACUCAAUGGCCGGUAUGGGUAGUGCGCUGCGCAAUACCGGUGCUUUCUACAUGCGCCGAACGUACGGUAACGAUCGUCAGUACUGGUACAUCUUUCGGGAAUAUAUGCGUCAACUGAUAGUGGCUUACGAUCGUGGAAUCGAGUUCUUUGUGGAAGGCACACGGAGUCGUAGCAACAAAGCACUUACGCCCAAAAUUGGACUACUGUCGAUGGCAUUGGAACCACUGUUUAUGGGCGAGGUGCCAGAUUUGCUCAUCGUUCCGGUGAGCGUAUCGUACGAUAGGCCGGUCGAGGAACAGCUGUUCGUGUACGAGCUGUUGGGCGUACCGAAACCGAAGGAAACGACCCGUGGACUGCUGAAAGCGUUGAGCAUUGUGCGGGAAAACUUUGGCACGAUCUAUCUCGAGUUUGGCGAUCCUCUGUCGGCGAAAGAUUACUUCGGCGAUGGGUUAAACCGUACGCGGCAUACGGUGGCGCCAACUUUUGCCCAAACGUUAGCCAAGGAAGAACGGGAUGCGAUACAAAAUCUGGCCAAUGAUGUGGUUCAUCUGCAGCAGCAUCGUAUGGUAUUGACCACGUUCCAUCUCGUUGCACUAUAUUACAAUUAUAGGAAGUAUCACGGACAAACGGUAACGCUCGAUGAGCUGGUUGACGGUGUAGCAAGACUGGGCCGUGUGUUUGAGGAUCUCGGUGCGAUUACAGAGGUAGAGAGGUGUGCCGAUGUGGAGCCGCUGUGCUUGGCUGCACUAGAUGUGCAUCGCAACAUACUGCAGCUUACGACUGAUCGUGUGCUAACGAUCGCUCGGACGCAUCACGACUUUAGUCGGGUGGAUAAACGAAAGCUGAAAGGAUACAAUCUCACAGACGGAGUGAUGAAGCUGGCGGUGCCAAUUUUCUCUCUGCAACUGUACUGCAAUCCAUGUCUGCACUGGUUGGCCGUCCCGGCAAUGGUACUGCUCGCUGCACGGAGUAUUAUAGACGAGUCAGGUGAUACUGCACUGCGACGAAGUCAUCUUGUCAGGCUAGUGCAAGAAUUGAGAAGCUUGUACGGUCUCGAGUUUGUGCUGUACGAACGUCGAGAGACGGUUGAAUUUGAUGCUGCGCUGGAUCAUCUUUAUCGUCAAGAAAUACUGCGGACGAAUCCAGCCGGGCAGGUGGAAACUUUACACUUCGUCGAGCCACACGCCGAACAACAACAGCUGGCUAAUGUGUAUCUAAGUGCGCUUGGUCCGUUCCUGUGCACUUACCUUCAGGCGAUAGAUGUGCUGCAGGAACAGUUUCGAGCUACGGAAAAAUUCACCGAAAAAGAAUAUCUUGCCGCGGCUCAGCAGCACGUGGAGCAGCAGCUAUUGCGACAGGAGCGCAACGUUCAUCCGUACUGUCUGUCGCUGGAUAGCAUUAGUCUCGCGCUGCACUCUCUAGUCACGGCCGGUGCAAUAAGAAAAUCGAAAAGAGAUAAUGUGUACUGUUACGAUCUUGGUACGGAUGGUAUGCUCGAGUCCAUAAAUCAACGACUAAAGCGCUACUGUACGCUGCUUCCCUUCGAAUACCUUACAUUCCAGGAUGCGGUAACGGGAUGUAAAUUGUAA